UUAGACUCCUGUUGAGUGUAUUAUUGUAAAUUAGGGUCAUUUCUAGACACAUCCAGCUCCUCAUUUGCAUAUUCAAACAUGAUUGUUCUGACAGCUCGGCUCACAGACCCUGGUCAGAGCCUCUCACUAAUCUGGGUCAGUCUCUCGGUGACACCUUUCCCUGAAGGUUUCCCUCCAGCAGCUCACUCACAGCUUCUCCUCCUGCCGCUGUCAAACAUUACACUAUUUCCAUGUAAACUUAAGUUAACAAACAACCAAACUUCGACAACAAAACCCCACCCAGGCCGAUCGGGGCGGACUCAUUGGCCGGCGCGUCUGUAAAUCCGUUCCCUCUCCGUCCGCCGCCUCCCAUUGGCUGCCGGUGACGACAAUCGUGCGCGCAGCUCCCGCCCACCGAGCGGAUCAAGUUUGAAUGAACAGCAGCAGCCUGCUCCGGAGCUGCCACUUGCAUUUGCAGUAAUUAUUAAAAAAGUGUGUAUCGUGUCGCAGGGCGCGCACAUCCACGAUGGACAUGAAGAAGCGGAUUCACCUGGAGUUGCGGAACCGCACUCCGUCAGACGUCAAAGAACUUGUGCUAGACAACUGUCGCUCAAACGAAGGCAAGAUCGAGGGUCUAACAGACCAGUUUGAGGAGCUGGAGUUUCUAAGCACAAUCAACGUCGGCCUGACGACAGUUGCCCACUUGCCCAAGCUAAAUAAACUCAAAAAGCUCGAACUCAGCGAUAACCGGAUCUCAGGAGGGUUGGAAGUUCUGGCAGCAAAGUGCCCCAACCUCACACAUCUCAACCUCAGUGGCAACAAGAUUAAAGACCUCAGCACAAUAGAGCCGCUGAAAGAACUGGGGAGCCUGAAAAGUCUAGAUCUGUUUAACUGUGAAGUAACGAACCUGAACGAAUACAGAGACAACGUCUUCAAGCUAUUACCUCAGCUCACGUACCUGGACGGAUACGACAAAGACGACAAAGAGGCGCCGGAUUCGGACGCCGAGGUUUACGCCGAGGGCCUGGACGAUGACGAGGACGACGAAGAUGAUGUAGACGAGGAGGAGUACGACGAAGACGCAGCACCGGGAGACGAGGAGGAGGAGGAAGGAGAGGAGGACGAGGAGGAGAAUGAAGAGGAGGAAGAGGAGGACCUCAGUGGAGAGGAGGAAGAGGAGGAAGAUUUGAACGACAGAGAGGUCGACGACGAGGACGAUGAAGAAGAGGAGCGAGGUCAGAAGAGAAAAAGGGAUCUGGACGAAGAAGGGGAGGAGGAUGAAGACGAUUGAGAAGCCUCUUUAAGCUAAGUUGUGAACUGUUUUAAACUUGUAAUCUCCCCGUCACUUCCCAACAACCCCAUGUAUUCCCCCCUUCCCCGCCCGCCUCCAGUUUCAUAUUGCAGUAGGAGUGGUUUUUUGUUAUUGGCCAGUCAGGUAGAUGGGGUUACCUGGAGGGAAAAGAAAAAAAAAAAACAACAAAAAAAAAGUUGAAUUUAUGUACCUUUGAUGCUCCCGUGUUCCAGUCUUUACUGUCCACUUUUAACUGCUUCGUGGACACCAGUUUUGUAAUAAUCGAAUAAUAGCAAACCUUUUUGAGAAAUGUUUUUGUUUUCUCACUGUUUGUGUAAGACCAGUUUCUGAUGACUUCUGUAUUUUAAGACCUCCCCCUUGAAAAGAAAAACAGAAAAAUGAAACAAAAAGAGUGCAUGUCUAAUACAUUCUAAAGUCAACUACUGGAUUUCAUGUAUGGCUGUCCUCUACUCGUCUUAAACUUAUUUUUAUUUUUAUUUUUUUGCAUUGUACUUUUUCUUUAUUAUAAUUAUUAUUAUUCUAAUUUUUUUUUAAGUUAUGUGUUUGUAGUGUCACCAGUAUGCCAAUACUCUCUGCUGUCCUGGUGUGAAACUUCUGUCUGAACAUGCACAGUGUGACCCUCACAGGGCAUAUUUUUAAAUCAUAGCAAAAAAAAAAAAAACAUUCACAAAAAAAAAAAAAUGUCUGCCCUUGUCAAAGCUGCUCCUCCUCCUUAAACCCUCAGCUUUGAUAGUUCGGAAAUUACGUGUUCUUGUAAAUAAUGACCAAAUCUAUUUUUUUGUAUUCUUCUUUGAUGACGGCAGACAUUGAACAGACAACCGAGGUGAAACUAUGACUUGUAAUAAGAUAUUAAAGAUGUAUGCUGCUUUAUCUAAAAAAGAAAAAAGGAAAAAAAAAUAAAAAUCCGCAGUGUGAAAUUUCUUGAAUUUGAACAUAACUUUGUAUGCAUAAUCUUUCCAUGAAGAGAACAUGUUGGACAUCAGAACUCAUCGUCGCUUCCCCUCCCCCCCUCCCUCCAUGUUCUUUCUUUGGGUGACACACAGGUGGCAAAAUGUUUGUGGUGAUGGUAGUGUAGAGAAGUGCUCGAUAUAAAACGGAGGUUACAACCGCAACUUUAUGUGCAUUGAAAAUUUAUUGUUUCAAAGUGUAAACUCUGGAAAACGGUCAUUUGUUUUGGACUUUUGUUUUCUCAAGUAUACGCAAUGGUCGAAUUGGCCUACCUCAGUGAUUCUUCACUCUAUGUUAAAUCCACUGUCAUCAGCCAAAAUUCUGUUGUUCUUUUUCCCUCCCGUUCACUUCAAUAAAUCCCUUUUAUAUACGU
This is a messenger RNA of Stegastes partitus (bicolor damselfish), 2612 nucleotides long. RefSeq names its product acidic (leucine-rich) nuclear phosphoprotein 32 family, member A (gene anp32a). Gene Ontology annotation, molecular function: histone binding. Gene Ontology annotation, cellular component: nucleus. Gene Ontology annotation, biological process: regulation of apoptotic process. Bases 506 to 1270 code for a protein of 254 amino acids. The transcript has 8 exons. The record is from RefSeq and is a predicted model, not a curated record. NCBI's taxonomy places the organism in Eukaryota, Metazoa, Chordata, Actinopteri, Pomacentridae.